AUGGAUCUUUCUAUACUGUACCCUGCAGAUGUUUUGAAGACCCAGACUGGAGGUGGUGGUAGGAAAUCUUGUGUCAAUGUAUCCAUACGUGAUGUCGAAGGCAACAUCAUUGAGCUGGUGUUAUGGGAAGAUUACGGCAAACAGUUCAUCAACUACACUACCCCUAACAACUUUGCUGGUCCUACUAUAAUUGUAUUGACACAUGCAUGGUGCAAGCCAAACACAAGUUAUGGAACUAUAUGUUCAUUUUCUUAUUAUGCUAUAUAUGUUGUUGAAAUUUUGCUGGUGUCGGGAUUACCGUGUCUUUCCAACGCAUGGAGCGGGUCUAAACUUCACAUCAACAUGGAACAUCCACAAGUGAAAGAAUUCAAAGCUAGUUUUGGUGCCAACUUACCUGCCCCAUCCCAAUCAUUGACUGCUGAUUCAUCUGUUCAAUCUGCUAACAAUUUCUGGACGAAAUUGUCCGAGGUGAAGAGUAUCCGUGCGGUAUCUGAAUUCGGAAGGGACUGUUUUGCAACAACCAUAGGGACUACCACUGGAUUUAAUCCCUCCAGGUUUGGAUGGUAUUUUGAAUCUUCUGGAAAUAACGAUGCUGAACGCGUUACCAAAUUCAAACUUGAGGUGGAGGUGGAAUAUGAUAACCAUAAGGGGAUCUUUAUUUUUUGGGAUAAGGAUUGUAUCCCUUUUACUAAGUUGACUGCUCAAGAAAUAAGAGAAAUUAUGAAGAAGGCUGGAGAGGACAAUCCUAAGAUAUGGCCUACUCACCUCGAUGUUCUCUUGAAUAGACAAAUGGUCUUCCGUAUCAAGUAUCAAUCACAAUUCAGACGAUUCUCCAUCGUGAAAAUACUCAACGAGGAUGGCCUUUACAAAAAGUUUGAUGACUACCUCACACCAGUUGAAGGAGCUAAUGCUGCUGUAAUGGAUGUGGAAACAGAGUCUCCAGCUCUUAUACCAAAUCAACUCACACAAACUUGCGAACCGUUAAUUGUUGCUGAACCAGAUUCGAUUGCUACGCAUACUGGGAGUCCUUCUGCAAGUUGCAGCAGUACUCCUGCCAAGAGGGAUAUUAUGUCAACCUCAAUUAACAACUUGAUUCAGUUUGAAGAACUCACUCCUAAACAAUCAGCCACUAAGGGCACCAAAGGAAAGAAGACCAAGCAAUUCAAAAAGGAUUAA
Messenger RNA from Vicia villosa (hairy vetch), 1176 nucleotides. RefSeq lists its product as uncharacterized. The coding region runs from base 1 to 1176 and encodes 391 amino acids. The transcript is spliced from 8 exons. The record is from RefSeq and is a predicted model, not a curated record. NCBI's taxonomy places the organism in Eukaryota, Viridiplantae, Streptophyta, Magnoliopsida, Fabales, Fabaceae.